AUGUCAUCAGGGUCCAACGAUCAAUGUGAACACUGUCAUAGUGCUUUUUCAUUCCUCAAAAAGAAAAAAACAUGUGCAAUUUGUCGUCAAUCUUAUUGUUCAAAUUGUGCACCACGUGAACGUAAUCAAAGCUAUCGUGCUUGUCUUAUAUGUCAAAAGAUAUCCAAUGAAACAACUACAGAUAGUCAAUUACUCGAAUUGAAAGUCAAACAUUUACGAAGCUACUUGCAAGCGAAGAACAUUACUCAUCACACGUGUACAGAAAAACAAGAACUAGUUGCUCUAAUAACACGCAAUCGAAAUGUUCCAUUUACGAAUUUGUAUACUCAAGAAACAUCGUCAGAACUAAACAAUACAAAUCAAUCGUCAGCAAAUGCUCAACCGCCGAAAUCUGAUAGUAGCGCGAAACCGUUUGCGAAUUUGCAAAGCUCAGUUUCAUCGUUUGCAAAUCAAAUGAACAGCUUUGCUUCGAACAUACAAGACUAUGUGGCAAAUACAGUUUCCGGUGUUCUUAAUCCAAUUUUGGACGAUCCACUACAACAACCGACUGCAGCGGGUGCUGGUAGUUCUCAAAAUGGUGCACCAUUCAAUUUCAGCUCGGCUACGAAUGGACCAUCUCGUCAGACACGACCAACGCCUAAUAGUGCUGCUCAUACAACUUCAACUGCAUCUGCAUCUAAUGUUCGACAAUCAACGGCUAGUUCACAUUCUACAACUAAACAGCAAUCGCGUCGUAAAUCUCUUAGUGAAAUAAAAGAUGAGGAAAAUAUAGAAGAUUUAAAUAUUCGCGACUUGAAAGAAAUUCUCGCUGCGAAUUUCGUUGAUUUCAAAGGAUGUGUCGAAAAAGGUGAAUUACUUGAUAAAGUUCGACGAUUGUAUCGUGAUAGAAUCAAUGAAAAGCAUAAGGCGAAACAACUUGAUGAUUGUCCCGCUGGUGAUAACGAACUAUGUAAAAUAUGUAUGGAUGCUAUCGCGGAUUGUGUCUUCUUAGACUGUGGACAUAUGGUAACAUGUGUUAAAUGUGGGAAACUACUUGCUGAAUGCCCGAUAUGUCGAUCAAAUAUCCAGGUGGACGUUUUCUUUCUUGUCGGUGAAUAUUCAUACAAACUAUUAGCAAUUGAAUUUUCAUAUUACAGUCACACUAAAGCACUAGCAAUCGAUCCGCAUGAGCAACUAACUUUGGCAAAAGUAAGCACUUAG
Molecule: messenger RNA, 1200 nt
Organism: Adineta ricciae
Lineage: Eukaryota; Metazoa; Rotifera; Eurotatoria; Adinetida; Adinetidae
Source: the annotation of a GenBank genome assembly